AUGCCUCAGGGUCACAAAAGUAAGCUUCGAGCUCGUGAAAAACACUGUCAGGCUCCAAAAGAGCCCAGUGAUCCGGUGGGUGCUCAGGCCACUGUACCAGAGGAAGAAGAGUCCUCUUCUCCCCCAUCGCCUCUUUGCAAAGAUGCUCCCAAGAGUUCACCUGCCACUGGAAUAUCCAGCAAUCCUCAAGGGCCUGGGAGUGUCCACAGCACCACCACUACUGCUGCAGCUGCUUCAAACACAGGAUCUAGAGAAGGUGCAAAGAAGCAAGUGGAAGAAAAGCCAUGUGCCUCCCAGGCUCAGAAUUUUUUUGAGCUGUGGAAGAGAGACCCUCUACACCAGAAGGUCUUUAUGUUGGUGUACUACCUGGUGCGCAAGUAUCAAAUGAAAGAGCCCAUUACCAAAGCAGAUAUGGUGAAAAAUGUGAUCCAAAAGUACAAGAAUCACUUAAGUGAGAUCCUGAAGAAAGCUUCUGUGCACCUGGAGCUGAUUUUUGGCCUCAACAUGAAGGAACUGGAUCCCAACAGGGGCACCUAGGUCCUCAUGAACAAACUGGAAGCAAGCUAUGACGGGAUGCAGAGUGAAGACAGUAUGCCCAAGACAGGCCUACUGAUGGUUAUCCUGGGUGUGAUCUUCAUGAACGGCAACUGUGCCACUGAGGAGCAAGUGCGGGAGGUGGAAUCAGUUAUAAUAAAUAAGACUUCUUGCACCCUGUCUCAUUUAUUUCACAAACAUUCCUUGACUACUCUCUGGGAGUAUCUGUGCUGGUACUGGGAAUGUCAGGAUAAACCAGACCCACCGUGCCCAUAA
Messenger RNA from Manis javanica (Malayan pangolin), 810 nucleotides. Lineage: Eukaryota; Metazoa; Chordata; Mammalia; Pholidota; Manidae. The record is from RefSeq and is a predicted model, not a curated record.